This is a messenger RNA of Solanum stenotomum, 652 nucleotides long. RefSeq names its product thioredoxin-like protein YLS8. The coding region runs from base 98 to 532 and encodes 144 amino acids. Gene Ontology annotation, biological process: mRNA splicing, via spliceosome. NCBI's taxonomy places the organism in Eukaryota, Viridiplantae, Streptophyta, Magnoliopsida, Solanales, Solanaceae. The transcript has 2 exons. Gene Ontology annotation, cellular component: U5 snRNP; spliceosomal complex; U4/U6 x U5 tri-snRNP complex. The record is from RefSeq and is a predicted model, not a curated record.
AUCGACCUCUCAUCACUCUGUUUCUCUCCUUCUCUCUCUGUGUCAGCUUCUUCUCUGUUUUUUUUUCAGCAUAAAAUCAAAUCAGCAAUAGAUAAAAAUGUCGUAUUUGUUGCCACAUCUUCACUCUGGAUGGGCAGUGGAUCAAGCUAUUCUUGCUGAAGAAGAACGCCUUGUAAUCAUUCGAUUUGGCCAUGAUUGGGAUGAUACUUGUAUGCAGUGUUGGAUGGACGAGGUGCUGUCUUCAGUUGCAGAGACAAUCAAGAACUUUGCUGUGAUUUACCUGGUUGACAUCACCGAGGUCCCUGAUUUUAACACGAUGUACGAGCUGUAUGAUCCAUCCACCAUCAUGUUCUUCUUCAGGAACAAGCACAUUAUGAUUGAUCUUGGCACUGGGAACAAUAACAAGAUCAAUUGGGCCCUUAAGGAUAAACAAGAAUUUGUCGACAUUGUUGAGACUGUGUAUCGCGGUGCCAGAAAAGGCCGGGGUCUAGUCAUUGCACCAAAAGAUUACUCUACCAAGUACAGAUACUAAGUUACUUGGUUGCUGGAAUAUGUUGUAUACUUAAUGACAAAACUGGAAGAACUGAUAGAACAACGUUCAAUUGAACUGUAAAAAAUUGAUCAAGCAUGAUUAUGAUGAGCUUCUUGGAUA